This is a messenger RNA of Vitrella brassicaformis, 2583 nucleotides long. The record is from the annotation of a GenBank genome assembly. Lineage: Eukaryota; Vitrellaceae.
GCGUGGCGACGAAUGUAAUCCAAUCAACGUCGCACGGACACAAGCACACACACACACACACACACAGGAAGAGGAGUCACUCACAAACUGUCGAAAUACUCAAAAAAUACAAGCAGCCGGCAACACAAUGUUGUCAUGAAUGGACGCACUCUACAACCACUGCGACGGACAAAUCUAAUACCUCCCUCCCUUCCUCCCUAUCGAUCCAUUGGCCAUCCACCGUCUGGCUAUCCGACAAUGGUGGCCAGCGUGCAUGUGACCGCAUCGACCACCCGGCCAUGGUCGAACUCACCGAGGCUGCCGCGACGCACACGCUUGCACUGGCCAGGAGGCUGUUGCUGCUGGUGGUGGUUGUGGCUAUGGUGGUUGUUCAGCCAGUCCACCAUCAGCUGGGCAAACGGUGCAGGCAGGAAGUCGGGAUAUGUCAGCUGCACAACACAGUGACACACGUGUGGUGGGCGAAGGGCGCUCUCUCCCUCUCUCUCUCUCUGUGUGUGUGUGUGCGGUGAAUUGGUUGAUUUACCCGGUGCGCCCCGCUGGUCUGCUGUUUGUGCCACUCGAGCAGCCGCCGACACAACACUAGGUCGCCACGCAGCUGCAGGUGGGGAGGGACAUAACGAGGGCAACACACACACAUCGGCCUCUGAAUGUGUCUCUGAGGGUGUGGUCACCUGGCUGACAACGUGUCCGUCGGGCUGGAUGUCCUCCGAGGUGACCACCACUCCCCCAGUAUACUCCUCCCAGAACCGCUGCAGCCCGCGGAACUCCUCACCCUCCUUGAGCUUUCCCAGCAGCUUCGCAGCCCUGCAGCCGAAAGAGAUGCAACAAGAGCGAUUUGCUGGUUAUCUUUGCUACCGGUGGAUGUGUUGGUGUCGGCUGGGGUCAGGUUUGGCCGCCUUCCACACGCCGCCACUCUCCUCAAAGCCCACACACUGACACACACGAGGAACCAUGUGUGUUGUGUCUGUGUUAUCUGCUGCUCGAUCAGCUCACCAUGAGCAUGGCCAUGCACGCCGAGUGAGGGGCGAUGUGCGUCUGGAAGGCCGUCGUGUCGGCCCGAAGAGAACUACACCUCUCGUAGUCUGAACGAGCGACCGCACAGCCCACCACAGCUGCACAUGUGAUCAAGAGUGAGCACAGCAACCUACCUGUGAGCAGGUUGCUGACGAUGGUGUGGAGGAUGGCGAUGGUCUUGGCUCUCUGCCCCUCAUCGAUGUCACGCAGACCCCUCACACACGCCUCAAUGGUCGUCGCCACAAUGCCGUCAUUGGCCGGUGCGUCCUGACGAGUGGUUGUCUCUGUGGAGGGGGAGGGGGAGGGUGAAGGAACGCCGCAGUGGCUGUCUGCCUCAUCGUCGUCAUCAUCGGACGUGAGGUCGAUGGUGUGGAUGUGGUGAGGCGGACGGCGACGCACCAGGCUGUCUUGUGCUCUCUGCUCGGCAGCUGAUGCGGCCAAGUCGCCCCGCCCCAACACUGCAAUACAACGGAGGAAGGCGCCAUGAUUCGGGCGGCCAUCCACCCACCACUCACCCUUCAUGAGCGAGGUAUCCCCAGCCGCACGAUGGCCGCCACGAGGCAUCAACGUCCGAAUGCGAUGGCGCUCCUUAGCCUCCUGCCACCCAUACACACACACACACACACAGAGGAACAAAAGCUGCCCCCACGUUACCCAUCGCCCUCUCACCCACGCCUCGCACACACCUUGAGGGCCUUGGCCUGUACCACAAUGUUGUGAGAGUUGUGCAAACCGCCGAGGUGACGACCUGACCGACACACGGACAGACACAGACGUACAGCCACGAUCACCAUGGUGCCUGCCUGAAUGGGAAGGGGGGUGUGUGUGGUCAUUCGACUCACCCCGCACGUCGAACCCCUCGCCGGUCCGUGUGAUGCCCCUGGCUAUGAGUUCCUCACACUCACUGGCGGCGACAUACAUGGGCAACAGACUGACGCAGCAAACACCCUGCUGGGCUCUGGUCAGUUUGUGUCAAUCACCUGCUCAGCUCCUGCUGCACCGCAUAGAAGGCCUUGCUGUGGUCCAUGUACCGAAUGUGCGCCAGCUCGUGCAGCAGCGUCCUCAGCACCGAUCGGUAGGGCCGGGUGAUGCCGCUCGUGGCGCUGUGACGAAGACGGAUCUGUGUGAGAGGGAGAGAGAGAACAGAGGCCACAAGAAAGAUGUGCCGUUUGUUAUCUUUCAUUGAACGGCUUACCCAGAUGGUCGCUCCAUAGUUGUAGUUGUAUCCCCAGGCCCCUGAUAUCGACUCGCGAAGCAGCGGCACCCUCCAGCCGCGCUUUAUCAUCAGCGGCUGCACACACAAGUGCACACCACACCACGACAUCAACAGAGGAAGGCUUCACAGGACGCCUGCCGUCCACCUGAUUGAUCUGUGUGAGUAUCUGCGCACCUGCACCUGAUCUGCCGCCCUCUGCAGCAGCUCUCUGGCCUUCUGAUGAUCUGGCAGGUGGUGGAGCACCACGAUCUCGAUGCACCGGAGGCUGUGCUUGUCAUGAAGGCUUCGGGACUCGCCGCGAGGCAUCGCUUCGAACGAAGAGGAAAUAGACCGCUGCUAUCUCGCGGGAUCCA